Drosophila innubila is the source of this 1964-nucleotide messenger RNA. RefSeq lists its product as uncharacterized. NCBI's taxonomy places the organism in Eukaryota, Metazoa, Arthropoda, Insecta, Diptera, Drosophilidae. The transcript is spliced from 2 exons. Bases 1 to 1848 code for a protein of 615 amino acids. The record is from RefSeq and is a predicted model, not a curated record.
AUGCUGCCGCUCAUCGAGGAAGAUGUGCCGGAAUUUCUCAUACAGCGGGAUACAGUUGCUUACUGCAGUCAGUUGCAUGUGAGGAAGACUAAAUCCAGCCUGCUGCUGAGUCGAAACUUGAGGUUCUAUGAGUUUCGCAAGAAGGAGCUAAUGCACCACAUCGAUCUGAGAAGCACUUGCCUCCAAAAGCUUAAAACACAAUUGCAAUCUUAUAGCGGACCCAUAAGCAGUUUCCUGAUACGCGACGAUGUGGCCGAUGUGAGUGGCGAUUCCACCAGCUACAGCAUGUUGCAUGCCGCCGAGGAGCUGCCACUGAGCAUAGGUAAAUUUGUGUGGCUGGGCGAGCAUAUCUAUGUGCUCCUCCGAUGCUGGCAAACGUUGCUCGUGCUGCAGCGUCCAACGGAGCAUGGUGGCAGCUUCAAGCUGAUUGCCCAGCAUGAGAAUGUGGAGAAUUAUCGACUGGUGCGAGGUCCUAUCAAGUAUCAGGCUUAUGUGGAGCUGCAUUUCAACAAUGGCAAGCGACAGCGCACGAAUUUCCAGAGUGCGGAAGAGUGUGCCGCUCCAGGCAGCUCCACGGGCAGCGGCGCCGUCGGCUUUCAGCGUUUGCUGCAACGCGUCCAUGGAGCACGCGCUGAGUUGCACACACAACGCGCCUUGACGCAUCAGGAUUUUGUGCGCGCUCGGGAAUUGCAGGCAUUUGGUGCGCCAGGACAGCGUUCACCUCUGCUGGAGGAGAAGCAGCUGCUGCGUCGCUGUGGCGAUGUCUGGACACGCAUAUGCGGCAGCUGCCUGGUGCUGGGCACCUUGCUCUCCAACAGCGCUGGCAGCAAUCGUCCCAGCGUGUUGCAUGCACUGCGUCCAUUGAUACGUCUGCCCAAUGGCUGUGGCCUCAACUUUACGCAUCGUCUAUACGAGCUGCCAUUGCAGGCGGAUGGCCAGCCGCCGGAGGAUUACGAUGAGCUGGCACAGUUCUGGGCGUGUCAGGAGCAGCACAGCACGAGCAUCAGCUGGCGUCUGCUCACCAACGAUGCACAGUUGCCACCGGAACGCAGUGCUGUGCUGUUGGUGCGUCUGCAGCUGGAGGAUUUGCUGCAGCUGGAGCAACUGCAGCUGCUGGCACUGUACGAGUUGCAUGGCGAGUCCAAGCGUCAGUUGCAGCUGCAGCUAUGCAGCAUUAAUCUGACGGAAUUGCUAGAGCGACCGGAGUUACAUAUGCCCAGCUUUAAGUCGCAGACAAUGCAUCAGGAUUUUCUGGCUGUGAUCAUGACACAAACGGCGCAUUGUCCAUUGCGGCUGCAGUUUGAAUCCUCGACAGAGCAACAGCAAUUCGAGCAGCUGCUGGAGACCAAACUGGGCUUGAGGAGCACAACAGUGCAGCAGGAGCGGCAACCAGCUGUCCAGCUGCUGGAUGAGGACUUUGCCUAUGGCAACAACUGCAGCAGCAGCUCCAACAGCUCUCGGCUGCAUCUGCAGCGCAUCUUUUACAAUCCGCAAACGCAACUGCUGCUGCUCCAUAAUGAUCCCGAGCAGCAUUGGCAUAUCUAUGCCCACAGUCAGUCGGAACUCUGUUUGCUGCUCCGUCGUCUGCUGCGUGAUCUGCUCCAGCUGCACUGUAAUGUCACACAGCUGGAGCGGCACAAGGAUGCCUGCGGUGUACCCGCAAAUGCCGCCUUGCUUUUGGAAUCAGCACUGCGGGAUGAACUCCAGGCCAGAUCCGAGUUAUUGGCACUGCAACCGGCGCACUCUCAACUCUCCGCUCACUCUUUGAAACGUGUCCAUCAACUGGAAAUGGCCAGCGAUUUGCUCUUCACUGUGAUAAACAGCCAAAACCGACCGGAAUCCCUCUAGCUAUCAAUCCAACAAAAAGUGCACUUAGUAGUCGGUUUGAUUGUAAUAUAUUUGAUAUAUAUAUAUUUGUACAAAACUCGCCUUAGGUUAAUAAAAAAAAUUUUUGUAUGUACUUA